This is a messenger RNA of Osmia bicornis bicornis, 7422 nucleotides long. RefSeq names its product nipped-B-like protein (gene Nipped-B). Gene Ontology annotation, molecular function: chromatin binding. Lineage: Eukaryota; Metazoa; Arthropoda; Insecta; Hymenoptera; Megachilidae. The transcript has 4 exons. Bases 518 to 7087 code for a protein of 2189 amino acids. The record is from RefSeq and is a predicted model, not a curated record. Gene Ontology annotation, biological process: establishment of protein localization to chromatin; replication-born double-strand break repair via sister chromatid exchange; establishment of mitotic sister chromatid cohesion. Gene Ontology annotation, cellular component: Scc2-Scc4 cohesin loading complex.
GUAUCUACUACGCAACUUCCGCUAACUCGCUGCUGAGCAAAAUGGACGCCUUUGUGUCUGUUUUCCUCGUAUUCACACUAUAAAUACUGUUUUCCCCGCGAUGCACCACCUUUGACAUGGCGAUGUUUACGCGGUGUCGUGAGAAACGUGAGUGAAAAUCGUGCCGUGCCACGAAGUUAAGUGCAUUCCUUGGUGAUCGAUGAGAAAACGUAUCCAACCAAAUAGGCCACAACCACGGAUGACAAUUGAGUGAAUAUCUUUCUCGACGAAAAGUUUUGCGAGCAGAUUCGGACGGAAGGGCCCGUUGUUUUUCCCAGACGUGUAAAUAUUGAUGAUUUCUACGCGUUGAACUACACGGGGUUCUUGGAUAAUGAUACACCUCCCGCCAAAAUUCCAUUCACUGCUCGCAUUCUGCAAUAUAAAUAAUCGUUGUUCAUAGUCGGAAUUGCAUUCAGUUGGGAGAUUUCCAGUACGUAGCAUCGCUCCUAAGGCCAUGUUAUCAUAUGUAUGAUGUUGGAUGGUAGUUACUUGUCAACAGGAGGCUGUAAUGCCAGAACAAGUCAAAUUCAAGAUGAACGGGGUUAUACCGAGUGUGCCAAUCACAACUCUCGCUGGUAUCGCGAGUCUGACCGACUUGUUACCUGAAAUGCCCCUUCCAACACCGUUGCCGCAGACUUUGACAAACAAGUCCCUUCUGUUUCAUCCACGUGUCGCAGAGGAAGCACAAAUAUUGCUAAGUGUUCGAAACGAAAACUUAGUGCCCCAGUUAAUAUUAUCCUUAUCGCAAACGUCGUCCGAUCAUAUUGAACUGAAAGACAAUUACGCAAAUACCGAACAGCCUUUAGAAACCGAGCAAAAUACUCCAGAAUUACUUAAGGCAAUUUUACAAAUAAACCCGCACGUGUUUAAAGGCCCCCAAUAUAAUUCACCACGAAACUGGACCCAAGGUACACCUAUGAUGCAUACCAACCAAACAUCCGCAAACUAUGGACGGUUUUCGCCAUCUUACUCGAGUUCUUCGGGGUCGAGACAAACGCCUCAAGGUAGUCCAGCUCAUCCCGCUGCCGCUAGAACCGUACUCCCUCCGCCCGCUGGUAUUAAUCCUUUGCCCAACAUGACUCCACAACCAAAUAUGUACUCUCCAGCGCAUCUCAGUUCUCCUGGGACACCGUUAACAACCCUCGGUAACGUAACGCCUCAACACCACAAUAUGGCUGGCAUGACACCUCAACAUAACAUGCAUAUGGCAUCUCCUAUGCGCGCUAAUAUGCCUUUGCAACAACAUCAGCCUAUUAAUAUUCAGCCAAACAUAUACGACCCUAUGAUGAAUCAACAAGUACACCAUCCAUUAGGGACUCAUCAACCGAUGGACAUAAGUAGUACAGUACAAGAGAGCCAACAGUUUUUACUCGACCCGGUAACAGGUCUUUCCGACAUUGAUAUACCGAUCGACAACAUCGAGGCAAAACAAACCAUGGACAAUACGACGCAACAUCUUAUGUCAACGACGCAAACGACAUCUUAUACGAGCAUGGAUAGCAGCGAUAUGGUUGAUACCUUAAGCGCUACCCCAACACCGAUGAUACAGCAUCAACAGAAUAACAAUUCCGAGAAAGGUGCGAAGAUACCCGGUCCGGUACCAGAGAAAUUGAAGGAACCGGUUGUCAUGUUAGAUAGAUUAUCGUUAGCGGACCAGGCCCUGAUGCAGAAAAGUUUAGCCGCGUUCGCGGAAAAAUCCCCGAGCCGGGCCGCGAAGAUGGGAAUCUCGAACCGCGACGAUGUCAAGUCGGAAUCGGAGAGCGAGGAGGAAAUCGGUAAGAACAAUAAAUAUUUCAAGGCUAGAGCGAAAGAGCGUCAAGUCCAAAGAGAAAAGGAGAAAGCCGAAAGGAAGAAGAGCGAUGAAAAGACGCGCAGGCGAAGAAGGGUAUUGGACGACGACGAGGAAGAUGACGAUAAGAAAGAGAUGUCACUUGGACCUUCGAAACCAAAAAUAAGAAAAAUUGAAAAGAAACUCGUCCCUGUGUUGGCUAAGCUUAGCGUGGAAGAACUGAUGGAAACCAAUACUUAUCAACGUUUCAACUCCACCAUAGAAACGAUAUUCGAAAAUACCGAAGAUUUUGCAACCAAUGCCGAAUUUGACGACGACGGUGAUGUGCCUCCAGAAUUGUUAAUUCCUAAGUAUCAGUUACACGAUUUAUGCACCGAAGCGGCGAAGUUGAAGGCUCUCGGCGCGAUGGAAUCGAUUCCCGCCGAUCGAUUGGUCAGACUGUUGAACAUAUUGGAGAAAAACAUUCGAGACGGAGCGAAAGUAUCACCGCUCGCCGAUCCUGACGACGAUGUUGACGAAAGCCGGCUGUGGAUGCAAUUAGCUAUGGAAAGGGUACAACGCGCUGUAGAUGCAUCUUUGAUCGCGUUACACAUCAUGACUUCUGGUAACAUGCCUAAGAUGGUGUAUCUAGAGGACGUGAUCGACAGAAUAGUUCUUUUUAUGAAAUUUCAAUUGCAAAACACCAUUUAUCCAUCUUUCGAUCCGGUUUACAAGAUAGACGCGAAAAAAAAGACUGACGGUUAUAAUUCUAGCGGUCGUAAGAAACGGGGUCACAUGAAGGAAGUACGGGAGAAAAGUAUACUUCAGGUUUACAACAAGAUGCACGAAUUGGUCGGUCUUCUUGCCGAAUUAUUGAACAUACAGGUAUUGACGGACACGAGCGUUCUCCAUGCAUCUACGCUGGGCGUUGCACCUUUCUUCGUCGAGUCUGUUAGCGAUCUUCAGUUGAGCGCGUUGAAACUGGUCACCGUUAUAUUCACGAAAUACGAGAAACACAGGAGAUUGUUGUUGGACGAUAUAUUGGCAUCCAUAGCUCGGCUUCCGAGCAGCAAGAGGAGCUUGAGAACGUACAGGUUGAAUUCCGAGGAUCAUAUACAGAUGUUAACAGCCUUGGUGUUGCAACUGAUCCAAUGCGUGGUGGUAUUACCGGACAAUGUACUUCCUCAGCAGAAGAAGUCGCAGCAGCAGGAGGAGGAGGAGAAAAAGGAGGAGAAGAAGACGAGCUACGUAGACGCGGACGUUAUGAUCAUAAACAAAUACGAGACGGCCACCAGGAUAGCUGGCAAUUUUUUAUCCGUGUUCCUGAACAAGUGCGGCAGUAAAGGAGAGGAGAUAGAUUAUAGGCCGUUGUUCGAGAAUUUCGUCCAAGAUUUGUUGGCCACCGUGAACAAGCCCGAAUGGCCAGCGGCUGAAUUGCUGUUGAGUCUGUUAGGAAAUCUGCUGGUGGGUCAUUUCUCUAACAAAAGUUCCGAUAUGGCUCUGAGGGUAGCGUCGAUCGAUUACCUCGGAGUAGUUGCAGCCAGAUUAAGAAAGGACGCGGUCAGCUCUCAAUGCAAAUUAUCCACCAUCGACCAGAUUAUAAAAGACAUCAAGAUCGAACAGCAGAAGGAUUCCGACUACGAUCAGGUGAAGGAUAAAGAGAUACCGGGUUUGAACGAGGACGAGGAGAGGACAGUUUUUUUACAGAAGGUACUUCUUGAUUAUCUGGCUGUAAACGGGACGAAGGAUUCUGCCCUCGGCUACGCCCGUCAUUUUUAUUUGGCCCAAUGGUACAGAGACUGCGCGGUGGAGAAGUCGCGAGUCGGUCAGUCGAAGAACAGCCCGAGCAAGAAGAUUCACAAGAAGAGGGUGAAAAAGAAAAACAAACAGCAUUCGAGCGAUCAGGAGUCCGAAUCGGAAUUGGAGGAAGCGGACCCAGACGAGAACGAGAAUAACGAACAGAAGAACUCGGAGGCAUACAGGAUCAUCGAGGAGAAAAAGAAGUACAUAAUAAGUAGAAUAAGGCCGUACAGUACCGGUACGAAGCCGGAUAUUCUUCAAACUUACAUCGACUACAAUUCUGCGGAACUAAUAUCGCAAUAUCUAGCCUCGAAGAGGCCGUUCUCGCAAAGUUUCGACAGAUACCUCAAGCAAAUUCUGCGCGUGCUAACGGAAUCGUCGAUCGCCAUCAGGACGAAAGCGAUGAAGUGUCUGACGAUGAUCGUCGAGGCGGAUCCAAGCGUGCUGGCGCGGGUAGAUAUGCAAUUGGGGGUGAAACACUCGUUUUUAGAUCACGCGACGUCUGUGCGAGAGGCAGCCGUCGAUCUCGUAGGGAAAUUCGUACUAAGUAGGCCCGAAUUAAUAGAUAAAUAUUACGACAUGUUGUCGGCCAGGAUCCUAGAUACCGGCGUGAGCGUUCGUAAGCGUGUGAUUAAAAUUUUAAAGGACAUCUGUAUGGAGUGUCCGGACUUCCCUAAGAUUCCCGAGAUAUGCGUGAAGAUGAUCAGACGAGUGAACGACGAGGAAGGCAUUAGGAAAUUAGUUAUGGAGGUGUUCCAGAACAUGUGGUUCACACCGGUCAGGGAACGUCCCACUCUCGAUUCCGAAUCGUUGUUGAGAAAAGUUAUGAACAUCACGGACGUGGUGGCAGCUAGCAAAGACAUGGGUCUUGAAUGGUUUGAACAGCUGCUGGUUAGUUUGUUCAAGCCGAAAGAGGAUAAAGAAGAUAGUACAAAGAUGUUAACCGAGCCGCCGAAGGCGUUGUUGACUGCGUGCAAACAAAUCGUGGAUUGCUUGAUCGAGAACGUGCUUCGGCUAGAGGAGACCAACCUCGAAGAAUCCGAGAAGUCGGAGAAGAAGGGAUCUUCGCAACGAUUGGUCGCUUGCUUGACAACCUUGUAUCUGUUUGCUAAAAUACGACCGCAACUGCUAGUCAAUCACGCGAUCACGUUACAGCCUUAUCUAAGUUUAAAGUGUCAGACGCAGGGAGAUUAUCAGAUCAUCAGCAGCGUGGCGCAUACCCUGGAACUCGUGGUACCGUUGAUGGAGCAUCCUAGCGAGACUUUUUUAGCACAGCUCGAGGAGGAUUCCGUGAAGUUGAUAUUGCAACACGACAGAUCUGUGGUAGCCAGCUGUCUCUCCUGUUUAGGAUCCAUAGUUAACAACGUGACGAGAAAUUUUAAGUUAAUCCGGGACUGCUUUAAGAAAUAUUACGGACACUUGACCGAGUACAAAUCGUUUUACGAGAAAGAUCCAACGAAUCCCAUGCUUUUAAAGUACAGACCGUUCGUCAGGAGAGCGUUGUUCACCGUGGGCCUGCUGUUGCGACAUUUCAACUUCACCGACCCGGAAGUGAUCGAGGGACUGGCGGAGAACAUCAAGGAUCAAGUGUUCGAGACGUUGAAUUACUUCGUCCAUUUGGACAACGACGACAUUCGACAAUUUACUCUGUCUGCCAUUGGUUCUUUGUGCAUACGCCAUUACGAAUUCAUGUUGCUACCAGAGCUGAAGGAAUUGUACCAUCAUCUGCUCACAUCGGAGAACGCUUUGGUUCACAUGAGAAUUCAGGUGCUGAAUAACGUCGAGGUGUACCUGCAGGAAGAGGACAAGAGGAUGAUCAAGCAGGACAUGGAGUGGGCUAAGAUGUCGAAACAGGAGAACCUCAAGGAGAUGGGUGACGUCUCAUCAGGAAUGGCGAGUACCGUGAUCCAGUUGUACGUGAAGGAGAUCCUCGAGUCUUUUUUGCACGCGAACAUAAGCGUUCGACACGCGGCCCUUAAGGUGAUCCAGUUGAUCCUGGCCCAAGGUUUGGUGCACCCGGUUCAGAUAGUCCCUUAUCUGAUCUGUAUGAGCACAGACUGCGAGAAGGCGGUCAGUCACAGUGCCGACAAGCAGUUGCAGGACAUCGAGAAGAAGUAUCCUGGCUUCAUUCACAUGAAGUCUCAGCUGGGCAUCAAGCUGAGCUACCGGCUGCAGAAGAUUCUCCAGAACGACAUGACGGUGAGGGGUAUGCGGGUGAAAGAGGGCGAGUUUCCAGGCGCUUUGAACGGUUUCCUUUACACGAUUCUGAGGAACACGAAGCAGCAGAGGAGAGCCAUCGUCCUCUCGUUCCUGAAGCAAUUCGACGAGUCUGCUAAAACGAGCUUAUCCCAGAUGCUGUACUUGGCCGACAAUCUCGCUUACUUUACAUAUCAAGUGCAAGACGAGCCACUGUUCAUCAUUCACCACAUCGACAUCAUCAUCUCGAUGUCAGGCACGAAUCUGUUGCAGUCGUUCAAGGACGCGUUGUUACCGAAGGAAGGCGGCAGUCAUUCGACGUCCUCUCAACAGCAUCACCAUCACCAGCAGCAACAUCAAUACCAGCAACAACAUCAGAGCCAAGGAUCGAUAGGACCGGAUGGACAGCCUCGGCCCGACCAGUUGAUGUCGUCUUUGGAAGACGAAGAGGACGAUGAGGAGGACGAGGAAUCGUUACUGGCAAGGUUUCCGAACGACACGACAUUGCUGAGAGAAUACAUCACCGCCAGCCAAGGCUUCCUGUUGCUGCUCAAUCUAAGGCAACACCUGAAGGACCUGUACGGCUUUUCCGACCAAAAGAUCAGUCAGUACUCGCCAACGGAAGCCGCGAAGGUUUACGAAAAGGCGGUGAACCGUAAGAACAACUUACUGUUCAAACCAAAGGCUACCCUGCAGAGACUGAAGGAGGGCGUGAGCAACGCUGAGCUCGACGCCGACGGCAGGAAGAAGUUGGUCAAGGAGUACCUCGAUUUCAAACAGCUGAUGCUGAAAUUUGACCUAGAGGAAGCGGAGGAGGAAGGAAACGAGGCGGACACGAGUGGCAAACACCAUCACCACCACCACUCGUUGGAGAACCCGAGCUCGAAGAUGACGCACCCCGAAGUGGACAGCGGCAAACUUACGGACGGUGCGAUGACGACGAGCAACAACCCGAUUGCGAAUCAGUACCAACCGAACAUGAACUCGACGAUCGAGCAUCCGAAUAACUCGAUGAACUCGAUGCCACCCCCUGGCCCUAUGCCCCCCGUGUCGAUGCCGAUGCACCCACCGCCGCCUAUGAACGCGGCUCCCGGACAAAUGGCGUCGCCGCGUGUCCCAAAGCUGACGAUACACGCUCACUCGGACAGCGCGAAGGAGCACCGCAAGCAUCGCGCGCACAAAACGGAGAAGGUGAAGAAACACAAGAAGAAGAAGAGGAGAAGAAUCUCCGACAGUAGCGAGAGCGGCGAGGACUACAGUGAUCCUGAUUUUCUAGUAGAGUAAAAGAGAGAUUGGGUGAGUGUGCGUGGAGCUUGUCCCGUAAGGCAGGAGAUUUCAGUGUUCGUCGAGAAACGAGCGAACGGAUGAACUGUUCGACGCGUUGUACGUUUCCGUUUCGAGGAUCGAACUCUUGGAGAAUGCUCUCGGCGAAAGGAAAAGAGGCAACCAAGAUAGAACGAAAGCAGAGGGAAAGAGGUAUCGACAAGAGAGAAGGGAUAACGUGCAUAGUCAGAAAGGUAGGUGGACAGAUUCGUUAGACUUGCUCCACGGCAUGUAUAAAUAAGAAAAAGUGUGUAGUAAAGGAAGUAAAGAAACAAACAAACAAACAAAAAAAAAAA